AAUCAGAGGAGGAGCUCACCUGUUUACAGCACAAACCAUGGAAAACAUGUGGACUCAGCAGCAUGUAUGAGGAYAUAGAGGACAACGUUCCUCCCUCUGAAACUACACUGUGUGGGGAACAUGAGAGUAGGAUCAUCUGUACCUGUCAAGGACUUGUGUCCAGCAUCAACAAACUGGACCAGGACCCAGCUGUGUGUAACAGUCCAAGGAAUAGAUGGAUGAAUGUGUCCUUCAGGUGGUAAAGUCCCGCCUCUCAGACUGAAGCAUCCUGACCUGAAGGGGCGGAGUUAUGACCAUCUUGGUAAAAAGGACUGACCUCAGAAGGCCAGAAGGUCAUCAGCUGCAGAUGUCCAUCUAAUGAUGAUCUUUUAGGAGUUUCAUUCAAAUGCAUACAGUGGUUGAUGAGAUAUUUUGCUGACAGACACAGCAGUUCAGUCUGCAUGUUUCAUGUGUCACACCUGAAGCCUCCAGCAGCAAGUGCCCUUCCUGUUCAGACAUGUUUCUGUCUUCAGUCUGCAGUAAAUCACAGCUCCAGGAAGCAGCUCGCCUGACGCUCUCCUCUCAAAGUUUUUACAUGAUUGGAUUGUUGCAACAAACCGUGAAGGUGUGGAUGUGAGUCAGAACCAUGGAUCGAUGGAAUGAUGUUGAGGAGAAUGCUCCUCUGCUUGGAGAACCCAGGGUCAAAGGUCAAAGAACAGAACAAAAUUCCACUCAAACAUCAAGUCACAGUUUCAUCUCAACAUGUCUGACCUGGUGCUGCUCCUUCUGUAAUCCUCAGAGACCUGACUCUCCAGAGUCUGAACCUGUGUCUGGACCAGAACCCAGACCUGAACAUGAAUCUUUACUACAGCCUGAAUAUGGAACUAUAUAUGAACCAGGACCCAUACUAAGACCUGAACCAGAACCCUUACAAAGAGCUGAACCCCUACCAGGACCUGUCAUAAGACCUGAACCAGGACCCAUACAAGGAUCUGGACCUUUAUUAGGAUCUGAACAUAAAACUUUACGUGGACCCAAACCAUUACUUGGACCUGCAACAAAGCCUGAACCAGAACCAAUACAAAGACCUGCACCUCAAUCUGCAUCAAGACCUGAACCAGAACCAAUACAAAGACCUGAACCAGAACCAAUACAAAGACCUGAACCAGAACCAAUACAAAGACCUGAACCAGAACCCAUUCAAAGACCUGAACCAGAACCCAUACAAAGACCUGAACCAGAACCCAUUCAAAGACCUGAAACAGAACCCUUACAAAGAGCUAAAGCACUACCAGGACCUGUCAUAAGACCUGAACCAGGACCCAUACGAGGAUCUGGACCUUUAUUAGGAUCUGAACAUAAAACUUUACGUGGACCCAAACCAUUACCUGGACCUGCAACAAAGCCUGGACCAGAACCAAUACUAAGACCUGCACCUCAAUCUGCAUCACGACCUGAACCAGAACCAAUACCAAGACCUGCACCAGAACCAAUACCAAGACCUGAACCAGAACCAAUACAAAGACCUGAACCAGAACCCAUACCAAGACCUGAACCAGAACCCUUACAAAGAGCUAAAGCGCUAACAGGACCUGUCAUAAGACCUGAACCAGAACCAAUACUAAGACCUGAACCAGAACCAAUACAAAGACAUGAACCAGAACCCAUACCAAGACCUGAACCAGAACCCACACAAAGACCUGAACCAGAACCCAUACCAAGACCUGAACCAGAACCAAUACUAAGACCUGAACCAGAACCCCUACAAAGACCUGAACCAGAACUCCUACAAACACCCAAACCAGAACCAAUACAAAGACCUGAACCAGAACCCAUACAAAGAUCUGAACCAGAAAAAAUACAAAGAUCUGAACCAGAACCCACACAAAGAUCUGAACCAGAACAAAUACAAAGACCUGAACCAGAACCAAUACUAAGACCUGAACCAGAACCCCUAAAAACACCUGAACCAGAACCAAUACAAAGAUCUGAACCAGAACCAGAACCCAUACAAAAACCUGAAUCAGAACCCAUACAAAGACCUGAACCAGAACAAAUACAAAGAUCUGAACCAGAACCCAUACAAAGACCUGUUCUUGAAUUAGAACCUGAAACUGAGUAUGCAACAGAAGCUGAACCUGAAUCUAAUCUUGAACCAGGACCUAUACUAGAACCUGGAGCCGAUUCAACAUUGGAAUCCGAACCCAUAUCAGGACUUGUCCCAAAAACUGGAUCUGAACUUGUAUUAAAUCCUAAACAAGAAUCCAUUCAAGAACCUGUACCUGUAUUUGUACCAGAGGCUAAACCCAUAGCAGAACCUGAACCUGAAUCUGUAUCAAAACCUGAACCAGAAUUUGUACUUGAAGGACUCACAACCGGACCUAUUCUUACUGGACCUGAAUCAGAUUCUGAAUCAAAACCAGAAUCUGAAUCAUUUUAUGAACCAGAACCAGUAACCAAAUCUGGAUCUGCCUCUGUAUCAAAACCUAAACAAGAACUCAAACUAGGACCAAUUCUUGAACUAGAAUCAGAACCAGAACCUGUAUCUGAACCAGAACCAGAAAGUGCACAUGAAACUGGACCUGAAUCUGAAUCUUUAUCUGAACCAGGAUCUGCAUCAAAACUUGUACCAGAAUCCAAACCUGAACCAGAAUCUGCAUCUGAACCUGUACCAGAAUCCAAACCUGAACAAGAACCCAAACCUGGACCUGUUCUGGAACUAGAAUCAGAAUCUGUAUCUGAACCUGAACUAGAACAUGCACAUGAAUCUGGAACUGAAUUUGAAUCUUUACCUGAACCAGAUUCUGCAUCAAAAGCUGUACCAGAAUCCAAACCUGAACUAGAAUCUGUAUCUGAACCAAAACCUGAACAUGCACAUGAAUCUGGACCAAAACCUGAACAAGAACCCAAACCAGGACCUGUUCUUGAACUAGAAGUAACAAUGGAACCUGUAUCAGAACCUGAUCUUGUGUCAACAACUAAACCUAAAUCUGCAACUAAACCCAAACCUGAACCAGAAACCAAACAAGGACUUGCACCAGAAUUUGGAUCUGAACCAGUAUUUAAAACUGAACAUGAAUAUUUCGCUGAACCUGAACUCAUACCAGCACCUGCACAUAAAACUGGACCUGAACCUGACUCUGGAUCAAAACCUGAACAAGAACCUGUUCUCGAAUCAGUACCUGAACCAGAAUCUGUAUCUGAACCUGACUCUGCAUCAAAAUCUGUAACAGAAUCCAAACUUGUUCUUGAACCAGAACCUGUACCAGAAUCUGUAUCUGAACCUGAACCUGCACAUAAACCUGGGGCUGACUCCGGAACAAAACCUGAACCCAAACCAGGACCUGUUCUUGAAUAGGAACCAGAAACAGAAUCUGUUUUUAAAUCUGAACUCUUGUCACCUGUUGAAACUGAAUCUAGGCUUAAGCCUGACUAUACUGAACAGGUGAGAUCAGGGUCACCUAAACAUGACCUUAGAGUCAUGAAGACUUGACUCUCAAGAUGACAGUUUGGUUUUUAAUAACUCUGGUUUUUAUUACUUGGAGUGAUGCAAAUCAUCUUUUUAUUUUUAUUUUUCUAGCAGCUGUUGUUCAUUAAGUUGCUUUAGCGCGUCCCUUUGGUUCAGUCGUUCAUCACUGUUUAUUGUAUUAAAGUCUUUAUAGUUUCAUCAGUCCACUUACCUUUGGACAGAAGCAACAGAUCUUCAGAACUCAGCUGACUUGUUCCUCACAGCUCUAUGGUUUUUAUUUUGUUUUCUACACAUCAUUAUUGAUAUUCUUCACAAAGACCAGAGGGAUGUUUUCACAGAAUAAAGAGUGAAUAAUUUGACUUUAGUUUGAAUCUCAUAGAAUUAUUUCUUUUAUUCUCACACUGUAGCAGUCUCCUUCCACAAUGUUUUCAUUUUAACAGAUUUAUCUCGAUAUUCAUUUGUUCCAAUGAGUACUGGAGUUCAUUUAUUGUCUCUAACUGUAAAAUAUUUCUUAAAAGUCUUGAUUUUUUGAAACUUGAAUACUUAAUUCUGGGAAUAAAUUGCAAUAAAAGUWCUUUCUUAGGUCUUUUUUCCUCAACAGUCUAACGCCAACAAUAGUGCAAAUAAUGACUGUAUAAACAUUUUUAUU
This is a messenger RNA of Austrofundulus limnaeus, 4097 nucleotides long. Its product is annotated as cell surface glycoprotein 1. The record is from RefSeq and is a predicted model, not a curated record. The coding region runs from base 626 to 3337 and encodes 903 amino acids. Lineage: Eukaryota; Metazoa; Chordata; Actinopteri; Cyprinodontiformes; Rivulidae. The transcript has 4 exons.